GAAUUUAAAUAAAUGUAGUUAUUCUGACCCCAUUCAGAAGGUGGCGGUAAUGCACCAUAAGUAGUUUGCCAACCGCCAAAGGAGAAGAAGAAGAGGAAAAUAAGCAGAAGGAAACAACGAAAUUUCACAGAUGUUGGUCCAAUAUAGGCUAAAUGUUGCCGUUGACACGUGUUUGGCGUGUUUAUUAGACAAACGACACACAAGGUAGGACACUUCGCUUACGUGUCUAGAGCCUAGACCAGCGAUAGCCUAAUAAUAGCCGGUUUCAUAUGAGCCUAAGUGACAAGGAGGCGUCUAGUUAUGUAGGUAGGCCGACCUCCGUUGGGAACAUGGAUUUUGGACUACAGUUGAGCUCUGGUUGUAACGUUAACGAUGCCGAAACACUGCAGGUUGACCUGCUGGUGAAAGAAGAAAACAUCAAAGAGGAAGAAUAUGGCCGUUUGAUAUCAUGUCAAGAUGAAGAAGAAAAGCCCUUUGGAGAGUUUCACUGUAACGUUAAAUCUGAAACAGACAAUUCAGAGUAUAACGUGACCUACUAUGAAACACGACACACUGAAGUGAAGAAGGAGGAGGAGGAGGAGCAAGAGGUUGAGUUAAAGGCAGAAUUGGAUGAGCAAGAGAACGAUGAUCAGCUGGAAUCUCAAUUAAGUGUAAGGUAUUGGGUGUCCUCCCUAGGCUCCAGUGAAACACUCCAGGCACCAGUGGAGAUUGAAGUGAAGAAAGAAGAGGAGGAGCAUCUUCUGGAAAGUGUAUCAGAACACCCAGACUGCCUGCAACAGAAGAUCCAUGGACAGAAUGAUGAACUCAACCUGCAGCUGCAAGAAGGGCUGCACCAAUGCACAGUCUGCAAGAAGAGUUUCACAGCCCUCACUGAACUCGAGAAACACCAGCAAAUACACACUUGUAGCAUUAAGCAAGACCAGAGCAUUGGCAACAAGACUCAUAAAUGUGUCCAUUGUGGAAAAGCAUUUGCAAUGGCAGCAUAUCUUCAAUGCCAUAUGCUUACUCAUACUGGAAAGGGGCUUCAUAAAUGUGCCCAUUGCAGAGAGACACCUAGAACAUCCUCAGAAAGAAAUAAGCUUCAUACAUGUGAAUAUUGUGGUAAAAGUUUUGAACGAAUUUCAGUUCUUAAAACCCAUAUGAUAGUCCACACUGGAGAAAAGCCUCAUAAAUGUGUCCAGUGUGGAAAAACUUUUUCGCAAAUUCAAAAUCUUAAAUGCCAUAUGUUGGCACACACUGGAGAGAAGCCCUAUAAAUGUGCCCAGUGUGGAAAAGCAUCCAGAUCGUCCUCAGAUCUUAAAAAACACAUGUUAGUACACACUGGAGAGAAGCCUCAUAAAUGUCCUCAGUGUGGAAGAGGAUUUCAACAAGUUGCACAUCUCAGAUCCCAUAUGCUAAUACACACUGGAGAGAAGCCUCAUAAAUGUGGCCAAUGUGGAGAAGCAUUCAGAUACCCCUUGAAACUUAAUCAGCACAUCAGGGCUCGGCAUUAACUUUACAGGCUCUCUUAAGAAAGAGAUUUGCUCUCGGGGUCCCCCUCUGGUUGAGAAGCGCACUAAUACAAAAAGUAGGAACAUAAUUUUGAACAAAGUAGGAACACAACUCCAAUAUGGCAUAGAGGGAAUGCAACGACAGCAGAAACAGAUCUCAGAAUUAAAGUAGCAGCAACUGGAAUCCAUGCAUUUCCACAGAAUUAUUUUUGGAAUCUGAUCCUUUAUCAUACCUGUUCAUUCGUACGUGUCGCUCGACUUAAUCGUGACUAA
Messenger RNA from Alosa sapidissima (American shad), 1763 nucleotides. RefSeq names its product zinc finger protein 254-like. NCBI's taxonomy places the organism in Eukaryota, Metazoa, Chordata, Actinopteri, Clupeiformes, Clupeidae. The coding region runs from base 270 to 1493 and encodes 407 amino acids. Gene Ontology annotation, molecular function: DNA-binding transcription activator activity, RNA polymerase II-specific; RNA polymerase II cis-regulatory region sequence-specific DNA binding. The transcript is spliced from 3 exons. Gene Ontology annotation, biological process: regulation of transcription by RNA polymerase II. The record is from RefSeq and is a predicted model, not a curated record. Gene Ontology annotation, cellular component: nucleus.